Messenger RNA from Microthlaspi erraticum, 1392 nucleotides. The record is from the annotation of a GenBank genome assembly. Lineage: Eukaryota; Viridiplantae; Streptophyta; Magnoliopsida; Brassicales; Brassicaceae.
AUGCCGAGCGUGGGUGUGAAGCUCUACAGUGUUUUCUUCAAGUUCCUUUUGAAGCACCGUUUGCAGAACCGGAUUCAGUCCGCCGGUGACGACUCCUCCUCGGAUCCGUUCGGCGUCACGACCCGACCCGAGGAAUCCGUCGCUUCUCCGAAUCCGUUAUUCACCGACGGCGUCGCCACGAAAGACAUCCACAUCGAUCCGUUAACUUCCUUAUCCGUACGGAUUUUCCUUCCCGAAUCCGCCCUCACGCCGCUCGAACCGAGCGCCGCCGGUAACCAUUCCGGUAAGGCUCGAAAUCUCAACCACAUUGCCGGAUCGGAUCUUCUCAUAAGAAGAAACAGCCACGGCUCGUCUAAUUCGUUGUUGUCUCACAAGUCAGAAUCCAGAAGGUACAGUCACGGUUACACCAGCGGGUCCUCCUCCCCGGAGAAUGUCGGCUCGGGAUCCUCCGACGUGUACAGAGGGUACGCACCGGCGUCGUCUUCGGCUGGACACUUCAGAAAACUCCCCGUGAUGCUGCAGUUCCACGGUGGUGGAUGGGUGAGUGGAAGCAAUGACUCAGUGGCCAAUGAUAUCUUCUGCAGAAGGAUGGCGAAGCACUGCGACGUCAUUGUGUUGGCCGUCGGGUACCGGCUUGCGCCUGAGAACCGGUACCCGGCGGGGUGUGAGGACGGAUUCAAGGUGUUGCAAUGGCUGGGGAAGCAGGCGAAUCUGGCUGAAUGUAAUAAGUCGAUGGGAAAUUCACGGCGGCCUGGAGGAGAGGUGAAGAAAUCAGAAGUGAAUAAGCAUAUAGUUGAUGCUUUUGGUGCAUCCAUGGUUGAGCCUUGGCUCGCAACUCAUGCUGAUCCCUCGAGAUGUGUGCUUCUUGGCGUGAGCUGUGGUGCCAACAUAGCAGACUAUGUAUCCCGCAAAGCCAUUGAAGCUGGUCAAAAUUUAGCCCCUGUAAAGGUUGUGGCUCAAGUCCUAAUGUACCCGUUCUUCAUCGGUAGCGCUCCCACACAGUCCGAGAUCAAACAAGCAAACUCCUACUUCUACGACAAGCCCAUGUGCAUUCUCGCGUGGAAGCUUUUCUUACCAGAAGAAGAAUUCAGCUUGGACCACCCGGCAGCGAACCCGCUCGUUCCAGGCCGAGGCCCACCGCUCAAGUUCAUGCCGCCGACACUGACCAUUGUCGCAGAGCAUGACUGGAUGAGAGACCGAGCCAUCGCUUACUCAGAAGAGCUAAGGAAAGUCAACGUAGACGCUCCUGUGCUAGAGUACAAAGACGCGGUUCACGAGUUUGCAACGCUCGACAUGCUUCUUAGGACUCCGCAAGCUCAGGCUUGUGCAGAAGAUAUAGCCAUCUGGGUCAAGAAAUACAUCUCCCUCCGUGGCCACGAGUUCUCAUACUAG